Messenger RNA from Penicillium angulare, 918 nucleotides. RefSeq names its product putative glycerol dehydrogenase (GCY1). The transcript is spliced from 7 exons. Gene Ontology annotation, cellular component: cytosol. The record is from RefSeq and is a predicted model, not a curated record. NCBI's taxonomy places the organism in Eukaryota, Fungi, Ascomycota, Eurotiomycetes, Eurotiales, Aspergillaceae. Bases 1 to 918 code for a protein of 305 amino acids. Gene Ontology annotation, molecular function: aldose reductase (NADPH) activity.
AUGUCUCUUCCAACUCAUUUCAAGCUUAACACCGGCACCAAGAUCCCUGCCGUGGGACUUGGCACUUGGAGAUCUGAGCCUGGUCAAGUUCGCCAAGCAGUCUCGUUUGCUCUCAAGAACGGGUAUACUCACAUUGACGCAGCAUUAAUCUACGGAAACGAGCACGAAGUCGGCCAGGGAAUUAAGGAUAGCGGCGUCCCUCGCGAAAAGAUCUUUAUCACCAGCAAGCUGUGGAAUACCCACCAGCCCAAUGCUGCUGAGGGCUUGCAAAAGACACUGGACGCCUUAGGCACGGAUUAUCUCGACCUCUAUCUGAUCCACUGGCCAGUCCGACUUGUCCCUAACGAGUUCAACCAGCUUCUGCCAGUCAACCCUGAUGGCACACGAUGCGUCGACCGAUCCUGGGACCAGAGCGAGACCUGGCGCCAGAUGGAGGAAUUAUACAAGGGCGGCAAAGUCAAGGCGAUCGGUGUUGCCAAUUGGUCAAUUUCCUACUUGGAGGAGCUUAAGAAAACUUGGACUGUGGUCCCCGCCGUCAAUCAAGUCGAACUGCACCCCUUCCUCCCUCAGCACGCACUCAAGGACUGGUGUGACAAGCAUGGCAUUCAACUUGAGGCGUACUCACCACUUGGAUCCGAAGGCGCUCCCCUUAUGUCUGAUUCUGAAAUUCAAGAGAUUGCGAAGAAAAAUGGCGUUUCAGCUGCUACAGUACUGAUCAGCUACCACGUUAACAGGGGUGUGAUUGUUCUACCCAAGUCUAUCAAGGAAAGCCGAAUCGUGAGCAACAGUGAAGUCAUUCCCCUCUCCAUUGAGGAUAUGAAAGUGCUGAACGGUCUCGCUGCACAAGGAAAGGCGAAGCGUAUCAAUACGCCUCUGUGGGGUUGGGAUCUUGGAUUCGAUGACUGGUACAGUCAGUGA